CAGAAAUGGCAAGACGCUAUUGCAAGAGACAUGGAAAAGUAUUGCGGUGAUUCAUCGUGGGCAGAAGACGCCGACAGAUACUGUUCUAUCGACGAUGACAUAUCAUCCAAACGACGAAGUCGUGUCCAAACAUUCCAACCGAGAGAACGACGGCCUGCGCCUCUUCAGGGGACUAGAUGCCCUCAUUCUUGUUCAUUUUCCCCUCCUGAUCUACGGCAAAAGCCACUGCCUCCCCCUCCUGAUACAUCGCAAAAGCCAUUGCCUUCCCCUUCUGAUAUAUCGCAAAAGCCAUUGCCUCCCCCUCCAGAACAGGAGAAACCAAAAUUUGCAAGAAGACCUACUUCUGAUCCGAAGCCUGCAACACUGCCUCUCCCACCUGUGCCGCCUAGACAAUCAAGCCCAGCAACAAGGGGGAGAUUUCCAGGACUUUCAUCAGAUUCACCAGGUCUAACAACUCAGAGACAUGAGGGCGUAAUUAAUCAACUUCAGAAAGCCGUGGUAAAUCCUACAGGUAAAAGAGGCUCAGCGUCCGCUUUACCAUCCCCUCCUAAAGCUGGCCCAGCAGCUCUUCUCAAACCAAUGAAGCUCGGAAGAGGUGACCCUGAUGGACAAAGCUUUAAAGUCAAACACAAGGAGGGAGUCUUUCCAACUUCAGCAUUGCUACGUGACGUAGACAAGCCGGAGGCCAGUUCCCUUCUUAAGAACAAACAUGGCGUUUAUAUUCUGCGUAAAAGCCAAACUACACGGUCAAAGAUGGCGUUGUCGGUGUGUACUGGUGACCAAAUUCGUCAUUAUGUGAUAUUCCAUGAUCAGAAUCAAGGGUACGCUCUGCAACCUGAAGGGCCAAGAUUUGAUAAACUAGAGGAAAUGAUAGAGCAUUACCACGACUUCAAUCUGCCUAAGUGUGACGCAAAACUCACGAGACCUCACCGAUCAUGAUCAGUGCAGACGACGUGACUGGAGAAGAUUUUUAAAUUGACAAAAAAAAAAGGAAAAAAAAGCCUAUAAGUAAAUCGAGUGCUUGUUUGGAUUGCAAGCAAUGACAAUUCUUGUUUAUGCUCUUCUCUUGUACAAAGGAAAACUGAAGGCGCAGUGCAGCCUUCGAAAUAUUUACUUUAUAGCUAUAACUCACUUUCUUAUCCAGGUCUUUCAUAAUUAUGGACCUACUCCUCUGUCCACGGAAUGGACGACUAAUUAAGUUGACUACUAAAGAGGAGCAUGCAGAAAGCCCGUACGCGUGUAGGUUUAGAUUUUUAAGAAAUAUGACAUAACUGCACAGAAAUAUUAAUCCAACUCAAGAAAUUUAAUUAUCAAGUUUACAAUUAAUUAUGUUUACAUAAUUAUGGACCUGCUCCUCUGUCCACGGAGUGGACAGACGACCAAUUAAGUAGACUACAAUAGAGGAGCAUUCAGAAAGCCCGUACGAGUGUAGGUUUAGAUUUUUUAGAAAUAUGAUAUAAGUGUACAGCAAUAUUAAUCCAACUCAAGAAAUGUUCAUUAUCAAGUUUACAGUUCCUAUGUUGUGCGUUCGUUGAGGAACCCUUAUCCAGGGCACUCUGUGCACAUAUGGGAGUGUCCGCUCGAAGGGCGUUCCCCAAACGAAGUUCGCAUUAUGGGGGCAGUGUUAGGAGCACCAGCCCUCCACUGCUGUUUUUCGAGUUUGUUUCCUUGGACUUGGCGGCAUCAUGCACAUCAGAAUGGACCACAGCGUAAAUUAAUUCUCUACUCAAUUUCUUCAUGUGUUUCUUUUCUCCAUCACACAAU
Molecule: messenger RNA, 1764 nt
Organism: Pocillopora damicornis (cauliflower coral)
Lineage: Eukaryota; Metazoa; Cnidaria; Anthozoa; Scleractinia; Pocilloporidae
Biological process (GO): signal transduction
Molecular function (GO): SH3 domain binding
Source: RefSeq, a predicted model, not a curated record